GAAACUGGAGCAGCCUCUGCUGAACAAGCAGGAUGAAGUGCCUUACAGUUCUCUUCACCAUUAUUACUCUCUCCGAAUGUCUCUUUAAGUAAGUUUUCGUUAUAUUGCUGAUAUUUACUUCACAGACAUAUGUGCUUUCUGAUUAACUAAUCAAGCAAGAGAGAAAAGGAAGUGUGAAUUGUAUCUACAAAUCUAAGAAUAUAUAUAGAGAGAGAGAGAGAGAAUGUGUGUGUGUGUGUGUGUGUGUGUGUGUGUGUGUGUGUGUGUGUGUGUGUGUAUAUAUAUAUAUAUACACACACACACACACACACACUUAUAUUUGUGUGUAUACAUAGAUACACACUGCAUCAAACCUAUUCUUAAGUUUUGGGCUAUAGAGUGGAAAGACUAAUUGCAAAAUAAGCACAUUUCCAGGAGAGAAAAAAUACAAGCAUAGUCAUUCAGACCUUUAAAGCCCUAAAUGGCUUUGGCCCUGCAUACCUGAAGGAGUGUCUCUACCCCCAUCAUUUUGCCCGGACACUGAGAUCCUUCUGGCAGUUCCCUCUUUGCAAGAAGUGAGGUUAUGGGGAACCAGAUAGAGGGCCUUUUCAGUAGUUGCACCCUCCUUGAAGGAACGAGGCAGAGGGCCUUCUCGGUAGUGGUGCCCGCCCUGUGGAAUGCCCUCCCAUCAGAUGUCAAGGAAAUAAACAACUACCUGACUUUUAGAGGGCAUCUAAAGGGAGCCCUGUAUGUGGAAGUUUGAAAUGUUUGAUAUCUUACUGUGUUUUAAUCUGUUGUAAGCCACUCAGAGUGGCUGGGGUAACACAGUCAGACGGGUGGCAUAUAAAUAUGUUGUUGUUGUUGUUGUUGUUUGUUUGUUUCUUUUGUACCAGGAUUUCUUUGGAGAGGAGGAAGAGUCUAAGAAAGAUUCUUAGGGAGGAAAACUUGCUGGAAGAUUUUCUUUUGAAAAACCGUUAUGGCUUCUAUUGUCAAUACCUCCCUUUUACAAAAAAUGGCCAGGUGUCUAAGGAACCGCUUCUGGAUUUCUUGGAUGUGAGUUCAUGUUUUUCUAUUAUCAAUUUGCUGUGCUGCAGAACAACAUUCCCAAAUAUAUUCAUGAGGCUCAGUUGAGACCCUUUUAAUAUUUAUCUCGGCAUGCAGGCUUAAGAACAUAAUAGGCACAAUUAAGCAAGACAUAGUCAUUCCCACUAAAAGCAACAGAAUACGAUUUAGUCAUGGCUAGCUUAAAGCCUUGUUGAUUUCUAUGGGACAUGUUGAAACUAACUUUGGAUGGAUUGUACCCAUUAUCCACCCAUAGUUAAGCACUUUGAAAUCCCAUUGACACCUAGGGGGAGCUAGAUGCAAAAGAGAACAGAGCUCUUGCACCUUUGAUGUUUCCAACAGGAGUGAUUUCUCAUCAUACAUACUUAACACCUGCUGAAAUCCCCUUUGCUAAAUAACAACCCUAAUUCUACACAUCCAUUAAAGGUCUGUGAGUCCUGACUUCCUUUGCAUCUGGCCACCCUACUGAACCACAUGUAGGGCAAGUUGGGGUGAUGUGAGCCAGAAAAAUAUUAUUUUACCUUACUGACUAUGCACAGAAGGACACCGGGGAAAAUUGGUAGCCCUACUGUUGUAUCUUUGCUGAUUGUAGGUUACGUUUCUGUGCAUCCAGCUUGAACAUUUUGAUGUUUAUUCUUCAUUUAUUUGAAAAAAACAACCCUUUCUGGAUGAACCAAUUUUUGCCAAGAAUCUAUUUCCUGCUUCCACCCUUCAGUUAGUUAUGUGGCACUCAAAUUUACAGUGAUUAGCUUGCAUAUCUGUGAGGAACUAAAAUUUUCAAAAGUCUAAAAAAAGAGAGAAGUAACCAAAAUAAGUGUUACAAAGUGUAUUUGUUUUAUAAAUCAACAGCUCGAAUAUUAUGGAACAAUCUACAUUGGAACCCCGCCACAGAAGUUCUCUGUUGUUUUUGACACUGGGUCAUCCGAUCUCUGGGUACCAUCUGUCAAGUGCAGUAGUGAGGCAUGCCGUAAGUAACUGAGUACCUCAAUGUAGUCAAACAUGUUAGUCAGAUGUAAAAGUGGUGGUGGGGAGCUAUAAGGAAUGGGCUCAUUAUUUCACAACCAGAAAUCCGGAGUCUGGUUGAGGCUAUAAUUCCAGUUACCUAGGACUCACUGAAUGCACAGGGACUUGCUUCUGAAUAAAUAUGCAUUGGAUUGACGAGUGAGCCUCCAAUCCUAUAUACCCACUUUCCUGGAAGGAAGUGCCAUCAAAGUCCAUUAGAGGCAUUACUUCUGAGUAAACACACAUAAGAGUAUACAAGAAUAUCAAGUGGACUUGGUUGUGUGAAACUCAAUUCCCAUCAUCGAACACAGACAUUUUUAGUUAAUGGUACGAAAAUGUUAGAAUGAAUAUAUGCAUGUGUGUGGGGAGAGAGAGAGAGAGAGAGAGGGGGGGGAGGGAAAGAAAGAUUCAAGUUUCAGUAUCAGGGAAUCAUUUUGUAUUGGGUAAAAUUUAUUCAGUUAAAUAAUAAUAGCUCCCAAUUUUAUCUAAAUAUUUCCUGCAGGUAGACUAACAAGAUUGCUAGUAUUUUCUAAACACCCUUUACUUUAAAAUUUUACAAUAGUUUUAUUUUAUACUGUGAUUUCUGCCUGAUAUCUAUGAUUAAUUAAACACUAUUUUUAUAUCUAUUUAAUGCUUUCUUUCUUUUUUACUUUUAGUAAAACAUCGGAGGUUUGACUCAUCUAAGUCUUCUACCUUCCGCAGAACAGGAAAACACUUCCACAUUGAGUAUGGGACCGGAAGCAUGAAAGGAAUCUUGGUAUUUGAUACAGUUAAGGUAAACUAAUAGUAUUAUACAGGUACAGUACAAUGUUAUACUCAGCUAUUGGUUCUGUGCGUUUCCAAGGCCAGUGAAUCUCAGCCUGUUUGAAUGCUGGAACUCAAACUUUAAUGCAGGAAAAACAAAACAGCCCAUUAUUUUCUCUGGACACACACACACACACAUAUACAUAUAUACAUAAAUACAUAUGUAGAUCUACAUAUGUAGAUUAUAUGCUGCAGAUGGAUGCAUAUAAAGGAACUCAAAACAAAAUAUAUUUUAACUUAAUAGCUUUGUUUUAUUUUUUGUUUAAAAAGACUUUACUGAGUAAUCGAAACAUUAUACAAUACAACAAAAAAGAACCAACUGGUGACUUACUAUGAUAGUUCUGUGACACAUACUUAGAUAUCACUUCAUAUCAUAGAAAGGUUCAAUCCAAUAUCAAUCAAGAAAAUGAGAAUUAUUAUUAUUAUUGGGGGGAAGCAGAAAGGGCUACUGCCAAAUAAAAUAAAAAAUGGUGGGAACAUGCCAACCCUGAGUUUGAUUUUUAAUAUACAUCAAAGCAUUCCCCACAUAGCAGCAUAGUCCAUUGAUUUCUUGAUUUUUAAUUGCCAUUGUUAGCAUCAAAGUAAUACAAAAUUGAAGCAGUACAAAAUCAUGGGAUCCUGAAGUAAAUGUCAAUGAAAUUGUUGAGAUUUACUUCUGAAUAAAGACGUUUAAAACUGGGAUGUAAGUCACUCUUACCCGCUAUCCACAUUUGAAUAUUAUUCUCUGGAAAGCCAAAUUCCAUACAUGUUUAAAAAGAAAAGCAAGACAGAACACUGCUUGAUGAGGUUUCCUUUUUGUUAACAUGCACAGGGCUGCACCUUCAAUACAUCGUGUGUGUGUGUGUGUGUGUGUGUGUGUGUCAAUAAGCAGAUGAACAUCACUAGUAGAACCCUGCUCUGUACUUCACAGCUUGAUAUAAAAGUAAGGAGAUACUUUGCUUCUCUCCUAGGUAUCCAGUCUUUCCAUUUCUCAUCAGGGAUUUGGCUUGAGUACCACUGAGCCAGGUAAAGCCUUUGUCAACACGCCAUUUGAUGGGAUCCUGGGCUUAGCCUACCCCUCCCUUUCUGAAGAAAAAGCAACUCCGUUCUUUGAUAGCCUGAUGAAGGAAGGCUUGCUUGAGAAACACCAAUUUUCUGUUUAUCUCAGCAGGUAAAUACUAUUUUGCUUUACUGCUAAGUUGAUUUGUUGACUGCGCCAUCUUGCUCUUUGCUCCUUGAAAGAAGAGCUUUGCUUUAAGGGAAGAGCCAAGUUCAGGUGAACUAUGUUGAUUGGGAAGGUAGAGAGUUGAGGCUGAGAGUGAAGACGGAGAGCAUUCUAUAAUUUAUGUAAAUGCAGAAUAGGAAAUUAGAUUAUAUCUCAUCAGUAUAGCUCACAUCGCUUUUGAUUUUAAUUUAAUAUUGGAUCACCUUGAGACCCUCCUACCUAAAACCACUUAUGGAAUCUUUGUUCCCAAUUGCAACGGUACCCCAUCCAGAAUAAUGGGAGGACAGCAUUACAAAGACCUUUUCACCUGACUAUUUCUAAGGUCAAGUAGUCAGCAAAAUGUUAUGAGUUGUGAGAGGCGUAGGCUGUAUGGCAAGACCCUUUUAAUUCCUGGAUCCAACAAGUGUUAAAAUCUAAUCAAGGAUUCGAAUUCCUGGAAUAGCUAGGCUAGCUUCUUUGCUGAAGUGAUAGCCUAGGUGAUGAGUUAUCCAGGCAACAAAGGAAGGAUCUCUGUGCUAGCCAGCAAAUAAGUGGGACCCCCUCCUUCUACUUGCUAGUAGUUAGACAGACAAAGGCCAGAGUGAAGGGUGGAGUGAUGUCAGCUAGCCUUUCUAGGGCAGAAGGCAGGAAGGCAAACAGUAUGUGGAAGCAGAGCCAGUCACAAGCAAAGACAACCAAUUCUCGCUUUCUUCCACAUUCUCCUCCCUGCUGUGUAUAUAAUGGCAGCAGUAAGCCUGACUGAGGGGAAGGCAUCUCACAGGCAAUGACACUCCCUGGACUGGGUGCAAGCAAGCAAGCAAGCAAGCAGGCAGGCAGGUGAGGCUGGCUGGAGGUAAACUGAGGUUGGUGGAGUAGAGGCCCCUUCUGCAGAAUGGCCUCCACUGCUCCAAACUGGCUUCCUUAAAAUCACAAUGAAAACCAAUUAGGGAAGAACAAAUCUUAUGAAGAUUAUGAAGGGGGAAGUUAGUGUGUGAUGUACAAAGCAGAACAGGAAGCAUGGUGAUAUGGAGAACAAAACAGGAAAAGUAUACAGUAUUAACAGCAUUCACGUUUCAGAAUCUUCAUUGUUCACAAUUAGAUACUGGUGCAUUACGAAUGUUCCUUUCUUUUUUUCCUCUUUCGGUAGUAAUUUGCACAGAGGUACAAGAAUAUGAUACAUUCGUUUUUUAACAUGCAGUUCAACUUACUCUGAAGUUGAAGGCUUGGUAACAACACACCAUAUAUUCAUGUUUCAGAAAGAAAAGAGGAAGUGAGUUCAUUUUUGGUGGAAUUGAUCAAUCUCACUUUACUGGUCGUAUUAAUUGGAUACCUGUUAAUUAUCAGUCUGGUUUUUGGCAGAUUGCACUAGAUAGGUAAGCAGGAAUUAUUAUUAUUAUUAUUAUUAGUUGUUGUUGUUGUUGUUGUUGUUGUAGCAUUAAGGUAUUCUUAACAUAUGGACUGCCACAAGGGAAAGUAGCUGCCGUCUACAAUAACACUGGAAAAUUUUUGUGACUAAUAUUCAUUGGCCAAAUCUAUACUGGUCAGUUAUAACAUUAAAAUGUGUUAUAAAAAUAUGACACCAGUGCUGUGCUGUAGAGAAGCAAUCAGUUGGCAAUGGGAAAUUACAUUGAGAGCUAUGUAACUUUAAAAUAAAAUCCUUCUAUUGUGUUUUUACAUAUCAGUGCAGAUCCAGCCCUAGUUAUUGGCUAGCUAAAAAUAUAAGGCACAAAAGGAAAUGAAGAGAAGGAUUUGCAAUAAAAUGUAAAUACUAAUAUGCAGUUUACUUUGUGUUUGCAAGAUGUCAGUUGUUAGGAUGAAUUGUCAAUGUUAUUAUCAUUUUAUUUAUUUAUUUAUUUAUUUAUUUAUUUAUUUAUUAUGUUGAUGGUGAUCUACAGUGUAUAUAAGGACAGGUUCCUGCCCUGAAGACCUUACAAUCGAUAGUUCAUGCAUUUUGCUUUACUACCUUCUACAGCUUCCAAUAUGUGAUGUAAUAUUGGCUAGUACAACGGAGAACCUAAGCUGCAUAGGGAUGGAUAGCUUCCUGAAACCACUUAUCAUAUCCCACUAUCCAUUUUGUUUUAAGUCCAUGUUUGGGGAUGGAUAGUAUGUCAGUGGUAGGGCCUAUGUUUUGCAUGCAGAAGAUCCCAGGUUUAAUAACUGAUAUCUCCAAACGUGGUUAGAAGAACCCCACAUUUUAAAUCCUGGAGAGCUGCUGCCAUUCACCAUAGACUAUAUUGAGCUCGAUGGACCAGUGGUCUGAUCCAAGGCAAGUUCUAUGUCUUACUCUAAUGAUUUCUCAUUUCUCAGCGUUUUAGUGAAUGGUACAGAGAUUGCCUGCAAAGGUGGAUGCCACGGAAUCAUUGAUACAGGGACAUCCCUCUUACUUGGCCCAAAAUAUGAUAUGAUUAAAAUCGAAAAAGCCAUUGGAGCCACUCCAACGUACUUUGGCAUGGUAAGUUUUACUUUCUGGCCAUUGUCUUCACACAGUAGCUGAAAGAGACCCCAUAUCAUUAGCUGAGCUCACAAUUCAGAUACAUGCAGAGUAAGGUGCUUAAGAUUAUGCUUGACCUUGGAUUCCUUCUUGCAUCCCAGUCCUAGUCUUCACAGUACUUCAUGGCAUUGCUCAUGCACACUAAUGUGCCUGAGCAUAGGGGAUAUGGCAAGCAAGGCUUUGUGAGUAUGUAGUGAGAGUGCAGUAAGGAGAGGCAAUGGUAAGAGCAGGAAAAGGAAACAAACUGGGGUUUGGCUGGACCAGUGUGACAUCCAAUGAAAAAAUGGGCCUAAUGUUGAAUUAACAAAGUUAGCUGAAGUGAGGAUAUGUUUUUCAUGGGUUUAUUGGCUCUUGGCAAAAGAGGACCUUUAAGAGUUAUGCAGAAGAAGGAAGUUCAGCAGAUGUACCUUGUCAUGCAACCUUAAACUUGCGGAAGGUCCUUCUUCAGUACAAAUAUGAAAUGUGCACAAUUCUUUUGCACUCCAUCUGCAGAGAGAGGGGGGCAGGCUUUGCUGCUAUUAUCUAGUACCAUUGCCUCUCCUCAAAAUAGUUGUAUUCAGAGUUGUGAUAUCUUUAUUUUCCCCAAACAGUAUAUUUCAAGAAAGAACAGACAUACAGAUUCAGUAUCUCAGCAUGUCAUCAUCGCCUUUAGAAUGGGGAAUUUGGUCUCAGAGCAGAAUUUAGAAUGGAUGGUUGUAUCAUCUGAACUGAGAGGAGAUGGUUUGGGAUAUGAAGACUGGACUCAAAGCUUUGAGUUUAUUUGUUUGCAAUCUUUGGCUAGAUGCCCUGUUUCCGUGCUACAAUGCACUGUUCAGACCUGUGUGCUACAUUUGAUGGUCUGAAGAGAAGUCCAGAAUACUCAACUUCUCUCUUAAGGUUCUUUCCUGAAAUUGACACUGGAACGAGUCCACUGUACUUCUUAACCAAGUUUGAGGUUUGCCAGUUCAUUUCCUUCAUCAUCAGAGCAACACAAGAACUCCGCUCUCUUCCUUAUCUUUUUCAGAGUGAAAUCAACUGCAGUAAACGCUCCAAUAUGCCAGAUGUUGUUUUUGUAAUCAAUGGAAUCCACUAUCCUUUGCCUCCAUCAGCCUAUACUCUUAAGGUACAUAAUCGUUCUCAAAUCUCAUUUACUUGCCAUAAGAAUGCAAAUUCAAAAGGGGUUGGGGCAGAUUUAAAGUGCAAAAUCUUUAUGAACACAUGGGCUGAAAACAGAAAAAAUGGAAUAAAUAUUUAGGGGGAAAUAAUAUCAGAUAUGCUGAAAAUGUCAGAAAUGCUGGGCUAAUACAUGCAUGUCUGAUAGGGAAAAAAUCAAUGCAAAUUCGGAUAACGGCUCUGUUCUGCUGAGCAACAUCCCGAUUCCAUACCAACAUGAUUUAUUGAUUGUAUUGUAUCUCUGUCUACAGAUAUUUUAUCUCUGACCACAGAAUAAUUAUCCCUAUCCCCGUUAGUGCAAAACCUGGGUGCCCACUCAUCCUCAGGACGCAUCUUACAUCUUCCAUCAAAAUGUAGCAAUGUAUCUAUGGAGCACUCAGGUGUUCCAAGUAUUUGCAUGGAAGUUGUAGAGAAGACAAAAGGUGGAAGCAAACACUAUUUUUCCUCCCCUCGUUUCCUCCUUGUGGUGAUGAGGCAUUCUAGAGAGUUUCAAAAUCCCAUGGACCAAACAGGAAUGUGGAUGGGCCCAUGCUAUACACCUGUACUGUCACUGUCUCUUGCAUUCACUUGAAUGCUGCCUUUGUGGCAGGGGGCAAGGCAGGGGAGGAGAUAGGAAACCAUUCUCUUGUGCUCUUCAUCAGCUCCACAGGGAGGAGCCAUAGCUCAGUGGCAGAGCAUUUGCUUUGCAACUUGAAGAUCUCCAGCAUUUCCAAGUAGGGCUGGCUAAGAUUUCUGCAUGAAACUCAGUCAGUCGAACUGUAGACAAUACUGUUCUAGAGGGCCAGUGGUCUGACUCAGCGUAAGGCACCUCCCUGUGUCCCCAUGAUUCCAAUGGGAGUGUUCCCCACCCCCACCCACUACCUUUGUAGGCAAAAAGCAUUUUGGAAUUGUGGAGGAUUCCUAUCACUUUUCAAUACUUUGCUUAUUUGUACAGUUCUCUGGCUUGUAUUGAUUGGGAGAUCAUCCUGUUGAUUAAGAGACCAAAUACAUAAUGUACAGUCUUGUGCACUAUUACUAUUGUACUGUUGUUGUAUCUACAUUAUUUAUCUCCUUUGGAGACUUUUUCAGGAGAAACUCUUCCUUCUUUGCACUGGAAUGUUACUGUAUGCAUUGUUACCCAAUUACUUUCUGGGAUGAAAUUUUUGUAGAACCUCCUGCAUGUGAUGACUAUCCUUUUCCUUCUCUCUAGGAGAAACAAGGCGGCUGCUUUAGUGGUUUCGGAUACUCAUCUGAUGGCAGUUGGAACCUAGGAGAUGUGUUCAUCAGAGAAUACUACAGUAUCUUUGACCGGGAGAACAACCAAGUUGGACUGGCAAAGGCAAUCUAAAAUAAUUGUGCCUUUUAACAACAGCAAGUGCUGUAAUCGUUCAUCUAAUUGACUUAUGCAGAUAGCAUUUUAACUUCAUAGCCAUGUAUUUGAGCUAAUAAUAGCAACUCCAAUAAUGUCCUUUAAAAAGUAAUAUUUGGUAGCACUGUUGUGGCAUAUAUGAUCUGAAAAUUAUGAAUUUCAAAUAAAAAAACUGUC
This is a messenger RNA of Podarcis lilfordi (Lilford's wall lizard), 9198 nucleotides long. NCBI's taxonomy places the organism in Eukaryota, Metazoa, Chordata, Lepidosauria, Squamata, Lacertidae. The record is from the annotation of a GenBank genome assembly.